Messenger RNA from Oncorhynchus tshawytscha (Chinook salmon), 2387 nucleotides. Its product is annotated as bifunctional endo-1,4-beta-xylanase XylA-like. NCBI's taxonomy places the organism in Eukaryota, Metazoa, Chordata, Actinopteri, Salmoniformes, Salmonidae. Bases 407 to 2158 code for a protein of 583 amino acids. The transcript has 2 exons. The record is from RefSeq and is a predicted model, not a curated record.
GGAUUGGAAUAAGGGAGGGAAGACGGAUUGGAAUAAGGGAGGGAAGACGGAUUGGAAUAAGGGAGGGAAGACGGAUUGGAAUAAGGGAGGGAAGACGGAUUGGAAUAAGGGAGGGAAGACGGAUUGGAAUAAGGGAGGGAAGACGGAUUGGAAUAAGGGAGGGAAGACGGAUUGGAAUAAGGGAGGGAAGACGGAUUGGAAUAAGGGAGGGAAGACGGAUUGGAAUAAGGGAGGGAAGAAGGAUUAUAAGGUUGAAAAGGAGUGGAGAAGUGGAAAAUAUGACCAGGAGAAAGAAGGAAAAGAGGAGAAAGGGUGGAAGAAGAAAGAAGACAAGAAGGGAGAAUGGAAGAAAGACAAAUCUAGCAGAGGGAAUGAGGGCAAACCAUGGAAGGACAGAGGAAACAAGAUGGAAUGGAAGGAGAAGAGUGAGAAAAAAGACUGGAAGGUGGAGAAAGAUUGGAAAAAGGAAACACCUGAAAGAUGGAGUGAUAGCAAGGAGUGGAAGAAAGGCAAGGAUGAGUGGAAGGGAAAAGAGGAGACCAAUCAAAAGAAAGGAGGUUGGGUUGAGGGCAGGGAUGAGUGGAAGGGAGAGAAGAAUGGAAAAGAGGAGACCAAUCAAAGAAAAGGAGGUUGGAAUGAGGGCCGGGAUGAGUGGAAGGGAGAGAAGAAUGGAAAAGAGGAGACCAAUCAAAAGAAAGGAGGUUGGAAUGAGGGCCGGGAUGAGUGGAAGGGAGAGAAGAAUGGAAAAGAGGACAACAAUCGAAGAAAAGGAGGUUGGAAUGAGGGCCGGGAUGAGUGGAAGGGAGAGAAGAAUGGAAAAGAGGAGACCAAUCAAAAGAAAGGAGGUUGGAAUGAGGGCUGGGAUGAGUGGAAGGGAGAGAAGAAUGGAAAAGAGGAGACCAAUCAAAAGAAAGGAGGUUGGAAUGAGGGCAGGGAUGAGUGGAAGGGAGAGAAGAAUGGAAAAGAGGAGACCAAUCAAAAGAAAGGAGGUUGGAAUGAGGGCCGGGAUGAGUGGAAGGGAGAGAAGAAUGGAAAAGAGGACAACAAUCGAAGAAAAGGAGGUUGGAAUGAGGGCAGGGAUGAGUGGAAGGGAGAGAAGAAUGGAAAAGAGGACAACAAUCGAAGAAAAGGAGGUUGGAAUGAGGGCUGGGAUGAGUGGAAGGGAGAGAAGAAUGGAAAAGAGGACAACAAUCAAAGAAAAGGAGGUUGGAAUGAGGGCUGGGAUGAGUGGAAGGGAGAGAAGAAUGGAAAAGAGGACAACAAUCGAAGAAAAGGAGGUUGGAAUGAGGGCUGGGAUGAGUGGAAGGGAGAGAAGAAUGGAAAAGAGGACAACAAUCAAAGAAAAGGAGGUUGGAAUGAGGGCCGGGAUGAGUGGAAGGGAGGGGAGUGGAAGAACGACAAGGAUGACUAUAAGGACCUUGGCAAAGGAUGGAAGGAGAGAGGAGAGAAAAGGGAGUGGAAGGGAGAGAAAGAUUGGACAAAGAAAGACAGAAAGAAAGACGUCAGUAAAGAGUGGAAGAGUAAGGACAACAGGAGAGAAAAUGAGUGGUCGGAUGGAAAUAGAAAGAUGGAAGGAUUGAAGGAGGAGAGAAACGGUGGGAACUGGAAAAAGGACCGGGGGAAUGACAAGUACGAGAAGGACCACCACCACUACUACUCUAAGGAAGGGCAGAAAGAGUGGAGAAGGAGAGAAAAGGGCCCUCCCCAAACCCACCGAAGACCCCCCCUUGAGCAACCUGACUACUGGAGUUACCAGAGAGAACGACUGCAGCACAAACCCAACCCUCAAACCCACUGCAGUUCAGUGGAGGCCUGCGCCCAGGCAGAGGGGCUGCUCCCUGUCACCAUGCCGGAGUUUGAGGCCCUGCUCCUGGGUUACCUGGUCAAGGCAGAGAGGGUGGGGAUGGAGGCCUCCAAGAGGGAGGAGCUCAGUAAGCUAACCAAGGAGUUCUUCAGUGACGGAGUGUUCGUUCACGACCAGAUGAGCUUCAAGGACUUUGUGGAGGAUGUGGAGGACAUCUUAGAGGAUAUGGUGGAGGAUGAGGAGGUAGAGGAGGAGGUGGAUGACUUUGAGGAAGAGGCAAUGAACAGGUUUUCAGUUCCAGGGGGAGGAGAGAGGGAGAAGUGGAAGAAGGAUAGUGGGAGAGGACGGGUGUAAUGGAGUGAGAAAGGGAGUCAAUGCAUGUCAGGAGGAGUGGAAAGAUAAAGGUGGAGGAAAAUACAUGGAUGUGCUGCAAGGUAGAAUUUAGGAGGAGCAACACGCAUAUAUAUAUCUAUCUACUGCUCCAAAAAAUAAAGGGAACACUAAAAUAACACAUCCUAGAUCUGAAUGAAUGAAAUAUUCUUAUUAAAUACUUUUUUCUUUACAUAGUUGAAUGUGCUGACAA